CCCAUCACCAGCGCCCUCGUUUCCGGUUCAGCCCAGGAGGCUUCCGAGAAUUUCUGCUCUCCGCUUCUCUGGGUCGACCAUUUCUCCAACGUUUUUCCAGGUCUUUCGGUUGGUGGGGAAGGUAGUUGCCAAUAAAGUUUCCCCGUUUGAAAGUCUGGAGGAUUGAGCCGGGCGCAUCCUCUGUCCCCUUGUUCAUUGUCCUCAGUCUUUCUAGGCUAUAGGCAAGGAGUCUCAAGGCGUGAUGGCCAGGGGCCGGUCCGGCCCGGCCGGUCUGAGGCCAACUUUCGUUGCCCGCGCUCUCUUAUGGCUUUUGGCCCCGCAGGCGUCCGCCUCAGCGUGAGCGCAGUCCCUCCGCGCCCACGGGCCGCCCUGUGCUGGACCCCAUGGCCUCCGAGGCUCCGUCGCCUUCAUUGUCGCCGUCGUCACCUCCCUCCCCUGAGCCUGAACUGGCCCAGCUGAGGCGGAAAGUGGAGAAGUUGGAACGCGAGCUGCGGAGCUGCAAGCGGCAGGUGCGGGAGAUCGAGAAGCUGCUUCAUCACACGGAACGGCUGUACCAGAGCGCAGAGAGCAACAACCAGGAGCUCCGCACCCAGGUAGAAGAGCUCAGUAAAAUACUCCAUUGUGGGAGAAAUGAAGACAAUAAGAAGUCUGAUGUAGAAGUACAAACAGAGAACCAUCCUGCUUGGUCAAUCUCAGAUUAUUAUUAUCAGACAUACUAUAAGGAUGUCAGUCUUCCAAAUAAAGUGACUGAACUCUCAGUUCAGCAAGAUCAGGAUAUCGAAGCUUCCACUUUUAAUUCUGAAGAUCAGUCACAAAUAGAAAAUGAUGCUUAUGCUGGUGCUGAUAUAACAGAACAUGUUAAAUGUGCAGAAGAGGACCAUUUUGCCUCAAAUUCAAAUUCACAGGAGCCAGCAUCUGUAUUAGCAGCAGAAGAUACAUCCUUAGAAGGUUCUUCAUUAGCUGAAAGUUUGAGAGCUGCAGCAGAAGCUGCUGUGUCUCAGACUGGAUUUAGUUAUGAUGAGAACACUGGACUGUAUUUUGAUCACAGCACUGGUUUCUAUUAUGAUUCUGAAAAUCAACUAUAUUACGAUCCUUCCACUGGAAUUUAUUACUACUGUGAUGUGGAAAGUGGUCGAUAUCAGUUUCAUUCUCGAGUUGAUUUGCAACCAUAUCAGACAUGUGGCACAAAACAAAAUAAGGAAAAAAAAUUGAAGAAGAAAAGAAAGGAUCCAGAUUCUUCUGUAACAAAUGAGGAAAAGGAUUUGAAUGCAGAAGAUCAGAAAGCAUCCAAUGUUGAACGUGUAAGCUGCAGUGAGGGAGAAGAUUUUGCAAAUGUGAAAAAGAAGGCCAAAAUAGACAUUCAUUACAAAAGUAGUCCUGCCAAAUUUACUGUUCCAGUUAGCGGAAAGACUACAGACUCUUCUGUUAGUGAAAACAUUUAUAAUUCGACAUCAUUCAAAGAUGAGAAAAUUAUGGACACUGAUAGUGAGCCAGAAGAAGGUGAAAUUACAGACUCUCAGACAGAGGACAGUUACGAUGAAGACAUUACCAGUGAAGACAAUGUAACUGCAGAAGAUACUGAGGAUGAAGAUGAAGAAAAAAUUUGGCCCCCAUGUAUUAGAGUAAUUGUUAUUAGAUCACCAGUAUUGCAGACAGGAUCACUUUUUAUCAUUACAGCUGUAAACCCUGCUACAAUUGGAAGAGAAAAAGAUAUGGAGCAUACUCUCCGAAUCCCUGAAGUUGGUGUUAGUAAGUUUCAUGCAGAAAUUUAUUUUGACCAUGACUUACAAAGUUACGUUCUUGUGGAUCAAGGUAGUCAAAAUGGUACAAUUGUUAAUGGAAAACAGAUUCUUCAGCCUAAAACUAAAUGUGACCCUUACGUCCUUGAACAUGGUGAUGAAGUGAAAAUUGGAGAGACCGUACUGUCUUUUCACAUCCACCCUGGCAGUGAUACCUGUGAUGGCUGUGAACCAGGACAGGUUAGAGCUCACCUUCGUCUUGAUAAGAAAGAUGAAUCUUUUGUUGGUCCAACACUAAGUAAGGAGGAAAAAGAGUUGGAAAGGAGAAAAGAAUUAAAGAAAAUACGAGUAAAAUAUGGUUUGCAGAAUACAGACUAUGAAGAUGAAAAGGCAUUGAAGAAUCCAAAAUACAAAGAUAGAGCUGGAAAACGGAGGGAGCAGAUUGGAAGUGAAGGGACUUUCCAAAGAGAUGAUGCUCCUGCAUCUGUUCAUUCUGAGAUUACUGAUAGCAACAAAGGUCGGAAGAUGUUGGAGAAGAUGGGUUGGAAAAAAGGAGAGGGCCUAGGGAAGGAUGGUGGAGGAAUGAAAAUUCCGAUCCAGCUUCAACUUCGGCGAACACAUGCAGGCUUGGGGACCGGCAAACCAUCUUCAAUUGAAGAUGUUCACAUUCUUCAAAACAAGAGCAAAAAGAAUUGGGAGAAAGCACGAGAGAGGUUUGCUGAAAACUUCCCAGAAACUAAAUCUCAAAAAGAUGUGCCAGGAACCGUCCCUUGGGUCAAAGGGACCAUAGAAUAAAGGUUAGUCAUAGAACACAAUUUAAGCUUUUUUUAAUAAAGAGUUUAUAAACUCUUAUUUUAUUGUAGAACUUUUCCCUCCAAAUGAGUCGGUGGCGUGAGGGAACUAUAUCACAAUAUACCCCCUCAUGAUUCAGAUAUGUGUAAUAAACUGUGGUUUGCAGCUUUUAAAAAAACAUUUUUUUAAAAUUAAUAAAUAGUAAUUAGGUUAUGCUGUGAGCAGACUAAAGUUCACAGGGCACGGCUGAGCUUAUCAAACUGUUAUUUUAUCUUGUCAUUUAUAAGACCCAUUUAAGCAAAAUUCAUAUAUUCAGUAAUGAUUUGUACAUUUGUCCUUGUCUCCAUGUAUUCAUUAUUAUAAGAUAUGCAACAAGAGAAACAUCAAAAAUUUAUAAAAACAAGUCUGAUUAUAUGCAUCCUUGUUUAUGUCCUUUAGAACUUAGAUAAAAAAUGUUGAGAACACAGGGAUAGUGGUGCAUAAAUUUUAUUAUUCUUGAAAUAUUCUAAGUAAUAUAAUUGAACUAAUGAACAGGUGAUAUGUUAUAGAAAAUUAGUCUUUCAUUGUUUUCUUCUGUGAAGAAUUUGUUGAUUUGUACUAUAAAACAUUUACAUUUGGUUUGUUUUAUAGCUGAAAUAUUUAGAUAUGAGCAAUUGAGUACAGUAUUGAAAUAUUCCAUGUGCUGGUAUUUAUAGUUUUGAUAAAUCCCAUUGCUGGCAAUGGAGUUGUGCCAGAGAAAUCUGAUUUCUACUGCUAAGGGAUUGCCUAGCCAAGGCCUCAAACACAAGAUAUUUGUUGAAAAUGUCUUCAAAUGCAAUAAAAACAUUAUAACAUCAAGAAGGUGAUUCCUUGAACCAGUGUUUUAAACAUAUUGGUCUGCCUUGAACUCAGGACCAGCCAGAAUUUUCCUCUUCCAGUUGGCAGAGCAGUAACACCAGGAUAACUUGCAGUUUCAGAGAGAACUGCAGUGCAGCCUUCUGAGUGCAGAUGUCGCUGCUCUGCCAGCUAUCACUGUUCUGUUCCGUUCUGUUCAACUUUUCUCUCAGCUUUUUGCUGAGAAAUUAUGCUUUUCUGGCAGUGAAUAGAAGCUAAAGCUCCCUCAUCUACUAUAAAGAAAUGUCUUCAAGAUUUAGAAAUAGGAAAAGAAAAUUUGAAAAAAAUUAUAUAAUGGGAGAAGAUAAUUCAGAAAGAAAGGCUACGUGCUGGAAUUUCUACUCUGAUUCGUACAGGGUACUUAGGAAGAAAAGGGCAUGGUGGGGAAAGAAAAGUAAAUACAUUACUAAAGAUGAGACAUAGACCAAAUGAAUUGUCAAGACUCUGUGUGUCUAAGCUGGGAUAAUCAGAGGUCCUAUAACUCCAAAUCUGCAAAAAGUAAUUUUCUGUAUCCUUCCUAUCCGCCCACACACCCUGACACUUACAUAUUUUCACUGAACUUGAAGACAACAGGAAUAUUCUGCAUUCUUUUUUCUAAAAUAGAAAAAAAUUGCUCAUUUAAAUGUGGUUCUGGUACUGGUGCCCUGUAUAUAGGUAAUAAUAUAGGAGGCCCAAAUUAGAAUUGUGGUAGAUUUCACUCAUUAAGUAAAGUAUACAUUGUAUAUAUACUAUUUCCCAUUUUUAUUAUUAGAUUGUGGAAGGCUUUUUUCAUUGCUUUCUUUUGUUAAGAAAAUGGAGACUUGAAAAUGGUGAUAAAAAUUGAAAUAUAUGUGAUGUUUGCGUUAUUAAAACCCUUUGCAGAUCUAAAGUCUCAGGGCUAUACUGUAUGGUGGUUAAAGGACUGAAUAAUGUCUGGGUCUAUUUCCAUUUGUGAAAUAAGAAUAAUAUUUAUCUCAUGUCUUUUGAAUAGAAAAUGAGAAGAUGUAUAUAAAAGCACUUUGUAAACUGUAAAAGUAGUAUGGAGAUGUAAGCUUCUGUUUGUUUAGAAGCAAAGAUGUGAAUUAUGUACAAUUUGGAUUACACAUAAAAUUGUUUUGUGUCUCAUUUUAAUUAUUUAUUCACACAGUAUAAAUUUAUUAUAGUAGA
Molecule: messenger RNA, 4550 nt
Organism: Mustela erminea (ermine)
Lineage: Eukaryota; Metazoa; Chordata; Mammalia; Carnivora; Mustelidae
Gene: AGGF1
Product: angiogenic factor with G-patch and FHA domains 1
Exons: 14
Coding region: 384-2534 (716 amino acids)
Molecular function (GO): nucleic acid binding; protein binding
Source: RefSeq, a predicted model, not a curated record